GUUCGGUUGUGGUCGGUUUCCACGUCAGGGAAAGAGCGGAGCCGGUGUCUGUGGCUCCGAGGCCGUCUUUCUUCGGCUACAGGGGGGCCUCUGGCUGACCUGCCGCCCGAAAUGCCGAGACGCCUGUCGACGCCCGCGAAAGCCGGCCCCGUGGUGAACGACGCCGGAUGGAUGGAAGGGACUACCAGGAUUGUAGAUAAGAAUAUUUACACUGUACAAGGUGAAAUCAAUACAGUAAUAGGAGCCAUAAAACGCAGUGCAAGAUGGAGUACUCAUGUACGUUUGGAUGAAGAACGUGAUCCCCUAUUGCACAGCUUCAGUGUUUUGAAAGAAGUUUUGAACAAUGUAACUGAACUUUCAGUCAUUGAACCGAUUGUUUUUCUUCGACCUUUUCUGGAAGUUAUUCGAUCAGAAGAUACUACAGGCCCAAUUACUGGACUGGCUCUGACAUCAGUAAACAAAUUCAUUUCAUAUGGACUAAUAGAUUCAAAUCACGAGGGCACAGCUGAGGGAAUGGAAAACUUGGCAGAUGCUGUAACACAUGCCCGAUUUGUGGGCACAGAUCCUGGAAGUGAUGAGGUUGUCUUGAUGAAGAUUUUGCAGGUCUUGAGGACUCUCCUCCUUGCUCCAGUUGGAGCUCAUCUCACGAAUGAAUCUGUGUGUGAAAUCAUGCAGUCUUGCUUCCGUAUAUGCUUUGAGAUGAGGCUUAGUGAGUUAUUGAGAAAAUCUGCAGAGCACACUCUGGUCGACAUGGUACAGCUGCUCUUCACAAGAUCAUCUCAGUUUAAAGAGGAGCCUAAGAGCUAUGUAGGGACCAACAUAAGAAAGUUGAAAAUGAGAGCAGGAGGGAUGAGUGAUUCAUCAAAAUGGAAGAAGCAGAAACGAUCACUAAGAAACUCUUGCCAUGUAACCAAGGCAUCUCAAGGAAUAGAACAGUCAGCUGCUAAUGGCACAGGUGAGGUCAAUGUCACUGAUGUAUCUUCUCCAAUUUCAUCUGGAAAUUCAGAAAAUAUAUCUUCUAUAGUUAGUCCUGUCACUGACAGUGGUUUAGAAUUAUCUUCCCAAAUUUGCUCAAAGGAUGAUCUUACAGAUUUACAACUUGUCAAAUCUUUGGGAAUCAAUUCAACAAUGCCCUUAAAUGAUUUUAGAGCCAGAGAGCAGUUAGAACUACAGAAUGAAUGUCCUCAGAGGGAAAAGACUCCAUCUGCCUCAGUAGAAUCCAUCCCAGAUGUUCUUGAAGAGUGCACUUCUGUAACUGAACACUCAGAUUCUGUUUCAAUUCAUGACAUGGACUAUGUUAAUCCUCGAGGUGUACGAUUUACUCAGUGUUCUCAAAAAGAGGGAACAACAUUAGUCCCUUAUGGAUUACCAUGUAUUCGUGAACUACUGCGUUUCCUCAUCUCCCUCACUAAUCCACAUGACCGACACAAUUCUGAGGUGAUGAUCCACAUGGGUCUACAGCUACUCACAGUUGCUCUUGAAUUGACUUGCGUAUCAAACUGCCCAUCUCUCUUAGGACUUAUAAAAGAAGAAUUAUGUCGGUAUCUCUUUCAAUUAUUGAACAUGGAGCGGCUCAAUUUAUAUUCAGCUUCCCUUAGGGUAUGCUUCCUUUUAUUUGAGAAAAUGAGAGAGCACCUGAAGUUCCAACUGGAGAUGUAUAUCAAGAAACUGAUGGAGAUCAUCACAAUGGAAAGCCCCAAGAUGAUUUAUGAAAUGAAGGAGAUGGCCCUGGAGGCUAUCGUUCAGCUAUGGAGGAUUCCUAGCUUUGUAACUGAACUCUACAUUAACUAUGACUGUGACUACUACUGUGCUAAUCUUUUUGAAGACCUCAGCAAACUGCUAUCCAAGAAUGCUUUUCCUGUUUCUGGACAACUGUACACUACUCAUUUGCUGUCACUUGAAGCACUGUUGACAGUGACUGAUCAAAUUGAAGCACGGUGCCAAGCCAAAGUACUCAGAGGCAUAUAUCAGCAAGAGAAAGAAAUACUAAAACCAAAUACAGAAAUUGCCAAUAUCAUUAGAGAAGCAAUUACUGAAGAAUUGCAAACAAAACUUAAAUCAUCCACUGCAGAAUUACCGGAGACACGUUCAUCGAGUAAGGACUGCUUGGUGACCUCCCACUUGAAACAGCAAGACUGUCUGAAUUCAGAUAUGGAAAAUGAUACAGAAAAGGUCAUCCCAAGAAAGCCUACUCGAUUUUCCUGCUUCUUACCAAAAACACAAGAACUGAUAAUGAUUAAGAAUAAAAAAAAGCUCUUGAUAAGUGGUUCAGAGCACUUCAAUCAAAAACCAAAAAAAGGAAUACAGCUUCUUCAGGAGAAAAAUCUAUUGGCUACCCCAAUGGAUAACGAUCAAGUGGCCAAGUGGCUGAGAGAAAAUCCUAAACUGGACAAGAAAAUGAUUGGAGAAUUUGUGAGUGAUCGGAAAAAUGUGGAUUUGCUGGAUAGUUUUGUCAGGACUUUCCAUUUCCAAGGUUUACGACUAGAUGAAGCUUUAAGACUCUACCUAGAAGCCUUUCGUUUGCCAGGGGAAGCUCCUGUGAUUCACAGGCUAUUGGAAACCUUUACAGAAUAUUGGCAUAAAUCAAAUGGGACUCCAUUUGCUAAUAGUGAUGCCUGUUUUGCUUUAGCCUAUGCAGUUAUCAUGCUGAACACUGAUCAGCACAAUCAUAAUGUUCGCAAGCAGAAUGUACCAAUGACGUUAGAGGAAUUCCGAAAAAAUCUGAAAGGAGUAAAUGGUGGCAAAGAUUUUGACCAAGAGAUGUUAGAAGAUAUAUAUUAUGCUAUCAAAAAUGAAGAAGUGGUGAUGCCUGAUGAGCAGACAGGUUUAGUAAAAGAAAACUAUGUAUGGAAUGUGUUGUUGCACCGUGGAGCCACUGAAGAAGGAGUCUUUCUGCAUGUUCCACCUGGCAGCUAUGAUCAUGACCUCUUUGCCAUGACCUGGGGACCUAUUGUUGCAGCUCUUUCCUAUGUUUUCGACAAGAGCUUAGAUGAAACAGUCAUCCAGAAGACUAUUUCUGGUUUCAGAAAAUGUGCCAUGAUCUCUGCUCAUUACGGCCUCAGUGAUGUUUUUGACAACCUUAUAAUUUCUCUCUGUAAAUUCACAGCCCUCAGCAGUGAGUCAAUUGAGAAUUUGCCAACAGUUUUUGGAAGCAAUCCAAAAGCCCACAUUGCAGCAAAGACUGUGUUCCAUUUGGCUCAUCGACAUGGUGAUAUUUUACGAGAGGGCUGGAAAAACAUAAUGGAGGCAAUGUUGCAACUUUUCAGAGCAGAAUUAUUGCCAAAAACCAUGGUGGAGGUUGAAGAUUUUGUAGAUCCCAAUGGCAAGAUCUCUCUUCAGAGAGAGGAAACACCUUCUAAUCGUGGUGAGUCUACAGUGCUCAUUUUUGUUAACUGGCUGACACUCAGUGGCACAGAACAAUCUGGUAUGAGAGGACCAUCCACAGAGAAUCAGGAAGCAAAGAGAAUGGCCCUGGAAUGUAUAAAGGUAUGUGAUCCAGAGAAGUUAAUCACUGAGAGCAAGUUUCUGCAACUUGAGUCCCUGCAGGAAUUAAUGAAGGCUCUCAUAUCUGUGUCUCCUGAUGAGGAAACCUAUGAUGAAGAAGACUGUGCUUUUUGUUUGGAGAUGCUUUUGAGGAUUGUGCUGGAAAAUAGGGAUCGUGUGACUUUCGUUUGGCAGGCAAUGCGAGAUCAUCUUUACCAUUUAUGUAUUAAUGCUAUGGAAUACUGUUGUCUAGUGGAAAGAGCAGUAGUGGGUCUAUUGAGACUGGCAAUCCGACUUCUGCGCAGAGAAGAAAUAAGUGCCCAGGUGUUGCUCUCAUUGCGAAUCUUGCUCAUGAUGAAACCCAGCAUGUUAAACAGGGCAAGUCAUCAGAUUGCAUAUGGCCUUCAUGAGCUUCUCAAGACUAAUGCUGCCAAUAUUCACUCUGGAGAAGACUGGUACACACUCUUUACUCUCUUGGAAUGCAUUGGUUCUGGGGUGAAACCACCCCUAGCGCUGCAACCUACAAGAAUAGAGAAUGAUACAGGAGCUCAAUCAGACAGUGAGAUCUAUCAUCCAAAUGAAACCAGCCUAGAUCGUGGCUAUACUUCUGAUUCAGAGGUAUAUGCAGAUCACAGCAAGCAAGGUAAAUUGCAUCGUUCUGUCACUGAUGUAGAUGUGGUGAACAGUGGCUGGCUUGUGGUUGGGAAAGAUGACAUAGAUAAUUCAACCAUGGCUGGACUUUCCAGACUGGGAAAUUCUCCCUUGGUGAAUCAGUAUAGUCUGACUGUGGGAAUGGACCUGGGUCCUCAUAAUACCAAAUCUCUCAUGAAGUGUGUUGAGUCCUUAUCUUUUAUUGUGCGAGAUGCAGCUCAUGUAACCCCUGAGAACUUUGAGUUGUGCAUCAAAACAAUCCGCAUCUUUGUGGAAGCCAGCCUAAACGGAGGGUGUAAAUCCCAGGAGAAAAGAGGAAAAAAUCAUAAAUAUGACUCCAAAUCAGCACGGUUUAAGAAGAAAGCAAAGGAAAACUCUCUGAGACACUUUAAAACCUCCAGCCAACAUCAGCACCGUUCCACUAGUGAAGAUGAGGAUGAGGAUGAGAGUGUCCCUGCCAGUUAUCACACUGUAUCUUUACAGGUUAGUCAAGACCUGUUGGAUCUAAUGCAUACCCUUCAUACGCGAGCUGCUACCAUCUACAGUUCUUGGGCAGAAGAGCAACAGCAUCUGGAAACUUCAGAGAAGAAAAUAGAAGCAAAUUCUCGAGCAUUAUGGAUCAAUUGUUGGUGCCCAUUGUUGCAAGGGAUUGCUUGUUUGUGUUGUGAUGCAAGACGACAAGUACGGAUGCAGGCACUGACCUACCUGCAGCGGGCUCUUCUUGUGCAUGAUUUACAAGCUCUUGAUGCUUUGGAAUGGGAAUCCUGUUUCAAUAAGGUUCUGUUUCCUUUGCUGACCAAACUUCUGGAAAAUAUUAGCCCGGCAGAUAUUGGAGGGAUGGAAGAGACCAGAAUGAGAGCUUCAACUUUACUCUCCAAGGUCUUCUUGCAACAUUUGUCCCCACUCCUCUCUCUCCCAACAUUUGCUGCUUUAUGGCUGACAAUAUUGGAUUUCAUGGAUAAAUACAUGCAUGCUGGCUCCAGUGACUUGUUGCCAGAGGCCAUCCCUGAAUCACUGAAGAAUAUGCUACUAGUAAUGGACACAGCUGGGAUAUUCCAUAAUGCUGAUUCACGAACAGGCUACUCAGAUCUAUGGGAAAUCACCUGGGAGCGCAUAGACUGCUUUUUGCCAAAACUACGAGAUGAGCUCUUCAAACAGACAGUCAUCCAAGACCCAGUUUCUACCUUACCAGUAGAAGUACAUCUUCCUAAAGCAUCGAUAUCUGCUCAGACACAUUCCUCUGGAGAGGAUUCCAGACCAUCUACUCAUUCAGCAUCAUCUGAGAAGUCUCCAGAACUAGCAGCCAGUGAUUCUGAGAAUGCCUGCAUUUCCAGUCACUUUGGAUCACAUUUUGCCUCUCCAGCAACACCUGGGAAGAUGAACCUGGCUACAGAUAUUCCUCCAGCAGUGGCACAGCAGCCUCUUAUUCUUCAACCACUAGCCUCCCCUUUACAAGUGGGAGUGCCACGUUUGUCUCUGCCUAUAAUUCUGAACCCAGCUCUCAUAGAGGCAACCUCCCCCGUUCCCCUUUUGGCUACCCAGCAGUCUACUGACUCCACAAUUUCUGAAAUAAAUUAAAGAAAAAGGAAAUGACUAAAGGAAUGAUGGAUUCUGAUCAUGCUAUGUCCAACUGAAGUUAUGCUUGCCCUAAGCAAAAGAGUAGCAUCCCAAAGUAAACAUUCUAAGGUGACAAUCUUCCAGCUUCUCCAUGCUUUAAAGUUUUCAGUAAAGGCCUGCUUUGAUUUCUUUCAGAAUGGAGCAAGAAGGCCAGAUACUGUUAGAAUCAAGCCAAGAAAUAACCAGCUUCUGUAUAAGUACAGUACUUUGCUUCACUGUCAGCAUUCCUUGCACAGAUUUACUUUAGGACCAUUCUUUCACUCUUGAAUCUUCAGGGAUUUAGGCUUGUACUUUUGCCAGAGUAAACUGAACUUUCUGAGAGGAUUAGAAGGGUCACUGAACAACAUUUUAACUGGAAAAUCUGCAUCUAAAAUAAAAGAAAGAAAAUAAUAAUCUCAGAUUGCCGUGUAAACUUCAUUAGGUGAGCAUUGGUAUGGUGCUUCUAUUUUUAUUUUAAAAUUGCUCUGUGUCUUGCAGGCAUUCCAAUCUAGUGCUUGCUACUUCCUAUCAAAAGUACUGAGGUGAAGUGAAGACCUGCAAUAGGCAAAAAAUAGCCUCUACUGUACCUCCUUCAGGAAUGGACUGCAAAAUGUUUCUUUCAAUCUUUUUUGCAGUCUUUCACUUAGGAAAGGCCAUUUCUCUCCUGCCCAAACGUAAAAUGUGUUUCAACUAGGGCUCCCACCAGGCUAAAAUUCUCUAUGUUCACUGCAGAAUCCCACUGGCCAAUGUCUACUGUAUGGAACGAUAGGUGAUUGUGUGUGAGUAUGCAUGUGGAUUUGGGUGUCUGUAUGGGUGAGUAUGUAUAUGUGUGGGUGAAUGUGUGUGUGUAUAGGAGUUAAUUGACUUUUUAGGAUAAAAUAAAAAUUGCCUGUAAAUGAAAUGUGGCUUAGAUGUUUAUUUCCUUACAUGUCAAAUAUGUUGCCUUUUUAUUCUAUAUUGUUUUGGAAAAAUUAGAGAGUGUCACUAUUGACCAAUUAUGUAGAAUCACCCUUUUUGAAACAAGGUAGGUGUGUGUGUGUGUAUGUGUGUGUUUGAAUCAUUGUUGACUCCUGGCAACUUCCUGGGCUAGUCCUGCAAUUUUCUUGGGAAGAUUUUGAAAGUGGUUUGCUCUUGCCUGUUUCAGGGGACGUGACUGGCCCAAGGUCACCCAGCCAGCUUUCUGCCUAGGGAAGGAUUGGAACGUCUCCCAGUUUCUAAUGUGGUGCCUUAGUCAUGACACUAAACUGGAUCUCUAGAUGGACAUAGUCCUAUUGUCACACAUGCUCCUUGGUCAUAGUUAAGUUGAAGAAAAAAUACAGACUUUGUUUGUAUUUUUAAUUGUGUAAUUGCAUCUUACAAAGUUCAGUGGGUUGAAAUAGGUCUAUAUUUCAUGUCUGUGUUUUUUUGUCAUUCCUGAGUAGACUAAGAAUGAAAUCUGCCUCUUUAUCCCGCAGAAGCAAAGAUAUAUAAAGGCAAUGUCUAUUGCAGUGGAACUGAGCGCCCUUCCGUCCUGCUUAUGUAUGUCCUGCUCUUUCUUUCUGCAGUGUAAUCAAAUUCUAUAGGUCCAACAUGUGCCCCACAUGCAUUCUUAAACAAUAAUAAAAGAGAGGGCUAUAUCUUUACAUGGAAAUACAUCCAAAGAAAAGGCAAACAAAAGAAUAACACUGUGCACUAAGAGAUAUAAUAUACUAUGGAUAUAAAACGUCCCGUUAAAAUCUGUUUAAAUGCCACAUUUUAAAAAUGUAAAUAAAUCAGACCACGCUAAAUAACUUCUGCCUUCAAUAUAAGCUGUACAAUUUGAUUAAAAACAAACUGAAAUCUUUUAGGGGAGAAAAAUAAUCAAUCCCAUAUAUAAAGUUCAUCUCUUCUAGUAGGAUUUUUCUGACAUUUACUCAGUUGCCUGUUACAGCAAAACCCAUGGUCAGUCAGGAGAGGGAUACAAAACCAUUUCCAAGGGAUUGGAUAUACUAUGGAAUAGAACACAGUAAAGACAGUUAUCAAC
Molecule: messenger RNA, 7732 nt
Organism: Thamnophis elegans (Western terrestrial garter snake)
Lineage: Eukaryota; Metazoa; Chordata; Lepidosauria; Squamata; Natricidae
Gene: GBF1
Product: golgi brefeldin A resistant guanine nucleotide exchange factor 1
Exons: 40
Coding region: 112-5712 (1866 amino acids)
Biological process (GO): regulation of ARF protein signal transduction
Molecular function (GO): guanyl-nucleotide exchange factor activity
Source: RefSeq, a predicted model, not a curated record